CGGUGUUUUGUGUGUGCGUGGAGCGUCAAACGGUUCAAAGAGGAAGGAAGAUGGCGGAAAACAAAGGCGAUGGGGACAGUGAGAACCCCGAAAAUGUUAUCUUGGUCCCUUGCGUAGAGGAUACCGCAACUGAUGUGGAGAAGGAAAUGGAAACCCCGGUGAUUACAGAGCAGGCACAGGUAUAUAUUGAGGCCCAGAGUCCAGAAAAGAGCGGCGCUGCGCCGAACGGAGGAGGGGAGAGCAGCAGCCCCGGGAACAGCAAUAGAGAGAACGCGGAGACAGCGGGCACCGAGGAGCCCGAAAUAAGCACAGCUACGGCCUCCACUGCCAUAGUAUUACCUUUGGCAGCUCCCGCUCAUUAUCCUGUAACCUUGACGGCGCCUCCUCCGUCAACCGGCACGUCGACUCCGCUCGUUUCGGGCCCCAUUGCUUCAAUUGCUCACACAUCGACCCCCACCUCCUCGACAGAACCCGUUGCUACCCCCGUUACAUCGACUACACCCUCUCCAGCUCCCACUACCCUAGCGCCUGCUCUUUCAUCCUCGGCUGAGCAAAUACCACCCCUACCAGUUUUGACUGAAACUCCCCCAAUGCCCGAUUCCCUGGGUACGCCGGGACCGGUGACCCACACUGUAACGGAGACCCCUCCAGUGCACCCCACUUCGACGACGACCCCUCCGGUGCUCACCUCAACAACGAUGACCCCACCUGUACCCACCACUCCGACAGCGACUCAACCAGCACCCACCUCUACAACUACAACCCCUCCCGUGCCCACGACACCGACGGCACACCCCCCGGUACUCAUGGCUCCAGCUGUACCUUCACAGACUCCCAGCACCCCAACUGCUUCGACUCCCUCUGCAGUAUCAGUUGCAGAUUCCUCGCCUUCCACAGCUCCAGCACCGACGCCUCCGAUCAAUCUGCUUGACACUUGCGCUGUAUGCCGGCAGAGCCUACAGAGCCGGGACUGUGAACCGAAGCUGCUGCCGUGUCUGCAUUCGUUUUGUCUUCGUUGUAUCCCUCCACCAGACCGCCAGGUCAGCCUACAGCUGGGGCCGCACGGACAGGAGACGCAGAUCGUGAAUGUAAUGCGCUGCCCGGUCUGCCGGCAGGACUUCAAGCAGACAGAUGUGGUGGACAAUUAUUUUGUUAAAGAUACGUCGGAGGUUUCUGGUGGCUCUGAUGAAAAUUCAGCACAGGUGUGUACAAGCUGUGAAGACAAUGCUCAUGCUGUGGGCUUCUGUGUUGUGUGUGGUGAGUGGCUUUGCAAAACUUGCAUAGAAGCUCACCAGAGAGUUAAAUUCACAAAAGACCAUAUGAUCCGUAAGAAGGAAGACGUUUCUUCAGACUCAGUGGGAACCUCAGGGCAACGUCCUGUGUUUUGUCCAGUACAUAAACAAGAAGCGUUGAAGCUUUUCUGUGAGACAUGCGACAGACUAACUUGCCGGGACUGCCAGCUGCUGGAACAUAAAGAGCACAGGUACCAGUUUUUGGAAGAAGCCUUUCAGAACCAAAAAGGGAUAAUUGAGACGUUUAUGGCAAAGCUUCAAGAGAAAAAAAACUAUGUGAACUUUGCUGCUUCCCAGGUGCAAAGCAGGAUAAAGGAAGUAAAUGAAACUCACAAAAAAGUGGAGCAUGAAAUCAAAGUUGCAGUUUUCACUCUAAUCAAUGAGAUUAACAAAAAGGGAAAAUCUUUGCUGCAACAGCUAGAGAGUGUGACUAAGGAACGAAAUAUGAAGCUAAUGCAUCAACAAAAGGAUAUUACCAGCCUUGCUCAGCAGGUUAUGCAUGUCCUUAACUUUGCCAACUGGGCUAUCUGCAGUGGAAGCAGCACAGCUUUGUUAUACAGCAAAAGACUGAUUACCUUCCAGUUACGAUAUAUACUCAAAGCCCGUUGUGAUCCUGUUCCCUCUGCCAAUGGUGCGGUGCGUUUUUUCUGUGACCCCACAUUCUGGGCUAAGAAUGUGGUCAAUCUUGGUAACCUAGUGAUUGAAAACAAGCCUCCUCCAGUACAUGCCCCUAAUGUGGUGGUUGGACCUGGGCCUGGGCCUGGGCCUGGGCCUGGACCUGGUCAGGUGGCCAGUGUACCAAACCACACAGGAAAACAUCCAGGUCAAAUCAACUUGGCACAACUAAGGCUACAGCACAUACAGAAUGCUGCAUUUGCUCACAAGCAGCAACAAAUGCAACAGCUUCGGAUGGCACAGCAUGUUCCUCAGCAUCCACGGCCAGGGGCCCCUCAGAUGGUUCAGCAGCAGCCACCCAGGUUAAUCAGCAUGCAAACUAUGCAGCGAGCCAGUAUGAAUGGUGCUUUUCAGGCUCACCAGAUGAGAAUGGCCCAGAGCCAGUCCAGAAUGCCAGGUGUUCCCCGGCACAAUGGCCAACAGUACCCAAUGAUGCAGCCACAGCUACAAAGACAGCACUCCAACCCAGGUCAUACAGGGCCUUUUCCAGUUGCUUCACUACAUAAUAGCGUUGCCAACCCCACUAGCCCAACCACUGCCAGCAUGGCAAGUGCAAACCGUGGUCCUACCAGCCCCUCUGUAUCCACCAUUGAGCUGAUUCCUUCAGUGACCAAUCCAGAAAAUCUUCCCUGCCUUCCAGACAUUCCACCCAUACAGCUUGAAGAUGCUGGCUCUAGUACACUUGACAAUCUGCUAAGCAGGUACAUUUCAGCAAGCCAUCAUAUUCCUCUGGCUCCAACAGGUAACAUGAAUCCAUCUCCAGGACCUUCUGCCCUUUCUCCAGGUUCAACAGGUAUCACAAACUCGCACACUCCAGUGAGGCCUUCCAGCACUUCCAGCACAGGUAGCAGAGGCAGUCGCUCUCAAUCUCUUUCCAGCUGUGGUUCCUCUGGGCGAGCAGCAUCAGGAAUUGAACAGAUGAAGAUCAAGCAAGAGCCAGGAGUGGAGGAAGAAUGUGGUUUCACAGGAACAAUGGUCAAGCAGGAAAGGGGUGAUGAUGGACGCCGCAGUGCCUGCAUGUUAAGCAGUCCUGAAAGUAGCCUCACUCCCCCUCUGACAGCCCCAGCACCUUUGGAUCAUGACCUUGAUGUGUUACGAAGUCUUGAAGAGCAUGUGAAAAUGGAGCGAAAGGAAUCUUCCGGAAGUUGUAAGCAGCAAGCCCUGACGACGACGACUCCAGUUGCUAAUGGCAAAGGCUCUCCCAGAGGUUUCCUACAUCGGUUACCUCGUGUGACAGGCCCAAACAAUGAUAGCAAAGAUGAUGACCCAAAUGAGGACUGGUGUGCUGUCUGCCAGAAUGGAGGAAACCUACUAUGCUGUGAUAAGUGCCCUAAAGUAUUUCACCUCACCUGCCACGUUCCCACUCUUCUAAGCUUUCCUAGUGGAGAGUGGAUCUGCACUUUCUGUAGAUGUCUGAAUAAGCCAGAGGUAGAAUAUGACUGUGACAAUUUGCAGCUCAGCAAGAAAGGGAAAACUGUCAAUGGACUGAACCCUGUUGACCAAAGAAAAUGUGAACGUCUUUUACUCUACAUUUUUUGCCACGAGUUAAGCAUGGAAUUUCAUGAGCCAGUUCCAGCCUCUAUACCCAACUAUUACAAAAUCAUUAAGAAGCCAAUGGAUCUGGGUACAGUAAAGAAGAAAUUGCAAAAGAAGCACUCUCAACACUAUCAAACACCGCAGGAGUUUGUAUCAGAUGUACGGCUCAUCUUUAGGAAUUGUGCAAAAUUCAAUGAAAUGUCUCGAAUUAUCCAAGUAUAUGAUGAGAAAACACAGAUUAAUUUGCAGGCAGAAUCUGAGGUGGCGCAGGCAGGUAAAACUGUUGAGCUUUUCUUUGAGGAAAAGCUGAAGGAAACUUACACAGAUCAGAGCUUCCCAGCCGUCACUGACCUUGAACCUGAAGAGGAUGAAGAAAUUACAGAGGACUCUGAUGAUGACUUCGUACAGCCACGGCGCAAACGCUUAAAAAUUGAUGAAAAACCUGUUCACAUCAAAUAACCUGGAUAAUGUAAAAAUUCCUUGAAAAGCUACUUAUGAAGCAUGGACCAUUUUAAAGAAAAAAAAAAAGAAACAAAAAAAGAAGAAA
Molecule: messenger RNA, 4050 nt
Organism: Erpetoichthys calabaricus (reedfish)
Lineage: Eukaryota; Metazoa; Chordata; Cladistia; Polypteriformes; Polypteridae
Gene: trim33
Product: tripartite motif containing 33
Exons: 20
Coding region: 51-3962 (1303 amino acids)
Molecular function (GO): protein binding; zinc ion binding
Source: RefSeq, a predicted model, not a curated record